Drosophila rhopaloa is the source of this 1550-nucleotide messenger RNA. Its product is annotated as CDAN1-interacting nuclease 1. Lineage: Eukaryota; Metazoa; Arthropoda; Insecta; Diptera; Drosophilidae. The transcript is spliced from 3 exons. The coding region runs from base 66 to 1034 and encodes 322 amino acids. The record is from RefSeq and is a predicted model, not a curated record.
CGCACAGCUGUUUAUUCUGGCGCACUCUUGCUUUUGCCGGAGUAAUAUUAUAAAUAAUUAUAAAAAUGUCUCAAGCCCCGGAAUUGGCCGGAAAUGUGCAGCAGAAACGGAAGAUACUGAGCUGUGUGGAGUACACCAGGAUCUGCCAGUUCAUCAACGGCUACCACGGAUUGGCCAUCGACUGUGAGUUUGAGUUAAGGAACCGCUUCUUCCAGGACGUGGAGCCGAUGGCCUUGACAUGCAUCCUGCAGUCGGAGCUCUUUAACAGGUCGCGGGGUCAUCACUGGAAGCAGGACCAGAGGGGCAAGAAGCUAUUAAAAAUCUAUGAGGAGCAGAAAAACCUAUAUGACAACGCUCUGCUGAUACGAAUGGCCUGUGUCGAGGGACUAAAUCCAGUGGCUCUUUGCAGGAUGCUGUUGCACGAGAAGUACAAGCUGCGCCACCGUUCGCACAUCUCGCGGUUUCUCAAGCAUCCUCAUCUCAUCGAUGAUCCAAGACUGGCAGCCAAUGUGCAGCAAUGCAUGAUCAGCGACAAUCAAGAGGGCUCCAUUACGGAUUUGCGUCGCCGCAUCAUCGGCGAGGAAUACGAACUGAAGCUUAAGACACUGGCCAAGGAGGCGGGUAUCCACUUCUACGACGAGCAGGAUUUGCGACGAAUGGGAUAUGACAAGACGCCGGACAUUAAGAUGAUCCUGCCAUUUCUUUACAGGGGCUCUGUGAUCAACUGGAUCGAGAGCAAGGCCAAUUUCGGGGACACCAAGGGACACAAGUUUAACAUUCAACAGCAGCUUCAUAGCUACUGCAAUCGUUUUGGGCCUGGGAUCAUAAUCUAUUGGUUUGGUUAUCACGAGGAAACGCCAAUGAUGCCGGAUAAUAACAUUGGCAUUACUGUACUUGCUGAUUUUCCAGCCAAGGAGGACAUGGUUUUUAUGCAGCUCGCUGAGGGAGUUUCACCCACUAAAACUGCAGAGAAAACCAGUUCGACGAGUAAACUUUUGGGAGAGUUCAGAGAAGCUGGGAGUCCAGCAAAAUAACGUACAAACCCCUUGUAAUAGUGCAAAUAUUUAAACGGUGACACAGGGAAUAUUCCUACUUCGAAAUUUAUUUUUUUAACUUUUCAACAAUAUGUGCUUUUUGUUUGUACAAUGUACACGGAAAACUUACAUUUUGACUAGAAAUCAUAACAUUUUGACUACGUUCAAGCAAUCAAGUUUUUGUGGUUUAAAACAUCACCCUUAAAACAAUGUAAAUGGUAAUGGUAAUGUUUUCCAUUUAGACAUUAGCAAUAAGACAAUGCUGCUGCAGCGAAAUAAGUUUUUUUUAGUUAUAACAAUUUUUUUUGCUUUUAUUUAAUUUAUAAAUUCUCAUUUACAUGAUUUACUCAUUUGUUUAUAGUACAAAAAGAUUGUUUUAUUUUUUCUGGCAUAAAUCGUAUAUAAAACUAUAAAAUAUUGUAAUAAUCGUUGUUCAUAAACCAAAUCAAAAUUGGAGCACGAGUAAAUGUUUGUCGUAUUUUAGGGAUAUUCAAAAUUAAAAUCAAAACAAUCGUA